Fomitiporia mediterranea MF3/22 is the source of this 1047-nucleotide messenger RNA. Its product is annotated as P-loop containing nucleoside triphosphate hydrolase protein. Gene Ontology annotation, cellular component: Elg1 RFC-like complex; Rad17 RFC-like complex; DNA replication factor C complex. The transcript has 7 exons. Gene Ontology annotation, biological process: DNA-templated DNA replication; DNA repair. Gene Ontology annotation, molecular function: DNA binding; ATP binding; DNA clamp loader activity. NCBI's taxonomy places the organism in Eukaryota, Fungi, Basidiomycota, Agaricomycetes, Hymenochaetales, Hymenochaetaceae. The record is from RefSeq and is a predicted model, not a curated record. Bases 1 to 1047 code for a protein of 348 amino acids.
AUGGCAGACGCUGACGCGACUCACAGUUUUAAUUUCAAAGGAAAGGGGAAGGAAACUUAUGCAGAAUACACGCAAGAUGACAACUUACCAUGGGUUGAGAAAUAUCGCCCUGUUACGCUUGAUGACGUUGUAUCGCAUAAGGAUAUCACGAGCACAAUCGAGAAAUUCAUUGAGAAGAACCGUCUUCCCCAUCUCCUUUUCUACGGACCUCCCGGAACUGGUAAAACUUCCACGAUACUAGCUGUUGCUCGUCGUAUCUAUGGACCGGAUUAUCGGAAACAGAUUCUAGAGCUCAAUGCAUCCGAUGACCGUGGCAUUGACGUCGUGCGGGAGCAAGUUAAGCAGUUCGCGGAAACUCGAACCUUGUUUUCGAAGGGCUUCAAGCUCAUUAUAUUGGAUGAGGCGGACAUGAUGACACAAGCUGCGCAGGCUGCUCUCCGUCGCGUAAUCGAACAAUACACAAAGAACGUCCGUUUCUGCAUUAUCUGCAAUUAUGUCAACAAAAUUACGCCAGCAGUGCAAAGUCGUUGUACUCGUUUUCGUUUCAGUCCGUUGCCAAUUAAGGAAGUGGAACGUCGUCUGGAAGGGGUCAUUGAAGCUGAAAGUGUUAAAUUAACGCCGGAUGGCAAGGACGCACUCUUGAAACUUUCCAAAGGCGAUAUGCGCCGCGCUCUAAAUGUUUUACAAGCAUGCCAUGCAGCCUACGAUGUAAUCGGAGAAACCGAAAUCUAUAACUGCACUGGCAGUCCUCAACCGAAGGACAUUGAGACCGUUGUUACCUCCAUGCUUGGGGAUGAAUUCACGACUUCGUAUGAAAUGAUAUCUGCUCUUAAGAUCGAACGUGGACUGGCCCUCCAGGACCUUAUCACAGGAGCUUAUGAUUACAUAGAGACGAUUGAAUUCGGUUCGCAAGCUCGAGUUUAUCUGCUUGAUCAACUAGCUUCGACAGAAUACCGCCUCUCAACUGGUGGAAGCGAGAAGAUACAGUUGACGGCACUCCUUGGUGCUUUUAAGAAUGCUGUCGAGCUUUCAAAGAAGGACAAGUAA